Zygosaccharomyces rouxii is the source of this 1266-nucleotide messenger RNA. Its product is annotated as TLC domain-containing protein. Gene Ontology annotation, biological process: ceramide biosynthetic process. The record is from RefSeq and is a predicted model, not a curated record. The transcript has a single exon. Bases 1 to 1266 code for a protein of 421 amino acids. Gene Ontology annotation, molecular function: sphingosine N-acyltransferase activity. Gene Ontology annotation, cellular component: membrane. Lineage: Eukaryota; Fungi; Ascomycota; Saccharomycetes; Saccharomycetales; Saccharomycetaceae.
AUGACAGGACAUUUGAAGCCUAUUAACCAGGCUGAUAAGCUGAAACCAACGUCAAGAACUAGACGUACCUCAUCCGUAGGGAAGAUCGAUUUAGGUGAUACCGUACCAGGGUUAUCGGCAUCCUCAAAUUCUAAGGAGGCAAGACAUGCAUCAAAGGAAAGAGUUAGAAGGUUAUCCUCCAGUAAUGCAUCUGAAAUUAAUAUUUGGCAAAGAUUCUGGUUAAAUUAUAGAGAACUUAGCUAUCAACACACAUGGGUCACGCCAUUAGUUAUCAUGUCAGUUGUCUAUGCUGGCUAUUUGGUUUCUGGCGAUUAUACACCAAACAAUCCCUUGCACAUGUUUGUUACCAUAUCUUAUCAAGUUGGUGAAACCAAUGAAUACGGCAAAGGUAUUAAAGAUUUGUGUUUUAUCUUAUUUUACAUGGUAUUCUUCACAUUUUUACGUGAAUUCCUGAUGGAUGUUGUUAUUAGACCAUUGACGUUAAAAUUGGGGGUCAGAUCUAAUCAUAGAAUUAAGCGUAUGAUGGAGCAAGUUUACGCCAUUAUCUACUACGGUGUCUCAGGUCCUAUUGGACUGUACCUUAUGUAUGACUCUGACUUAUGGUUUUUCGAAACGGCCCCCAUGUACCUGACAUACCCAGAUUUCACCAAUAGUUAUAAGUACAAAUGGUUCUAUUUGGGACAAGCUUCAUUUUGGGCUCAACAGGCAGCUGUUUUAGUACUACAACUAGAAAAACCAAGAAAGGACUACCCAGAAUUGGUUUUCCAUCACAUUGUUACGUUGCUUCUAAUUUGGUCAUCCUAUGUGUUCCAUUUCACCAAGAUGGGUCUAUUCGUCUAUGUGACUAUGGACAUUUCCGAUUUUUGGUUAUCUCUUUCCAAGACUGUCAACUAUUUGGACCAUCCUUCGACACCUACAGUCUUUAUCACUUUCAUCUUCCAUUGGGUGUAUUUGCGCCAUUGGGUCAAUAUGAGAAUCUUAUGGUCAGUUUUGACAGAAUUCCGUACUGUUGGUGAUUUCGUGCUAAACUUUGCAACUCAGCAAUACAAAUGUUGGAUUUCUCUACCCAUUGUCUUUAGUCUGAUUGCAGCUUUACAAUUGGUUAACUUGUAUUGGCUGUUUUUAAUCUUGAGGAUUUUAUACCGCCUGCUGAAGGACAAUGUUAGAAAGGACGAAAGAAGUGAAAGUGAAUCCGAUGAAGAAGAAUUAGCACAAACUCCAACAAAUGACGAAUCCAACGAGGCCAAAAAGGAGAAGGCUUUAUGA